AUGAUAUGCAAGAGGCUAAAGGCUGCUUCAAACAGACAAAAGUCCUCUACUAACUUUAAACAGCAAGAUAUUGAGUACCAAGUGAGCGAGCAUGUGUUUCUUAAGGUAUCGCCAUGGAAGAAAGUCCUAAGAUUUGGGAGUAAAGGAAAGUUAAAUUCAAAAUUCAUUGGUCCUUAUGAAGUGGUGGAAAGAAUUGGUCCUGUAGCAUAUCCACUCAAGUUACCCUGCGAACUUGAUCAAAUUCACGAUGUUUUCCAUGUGUCUAUGUUGAGGAAAUAUCGUGCAGACCCAUCCCAUGUAGUGUCAACUAAUGACAUUGAAGUGUAA
Molecule: messenger RNA, 327 nt
Organism: Gossypium raimondii (Peruvian cotton)
Lineage: Eukaryota; Viridiplantae; Streptophyta; Magnoliopsida; Malvales; Malvaceae
Exons: 1
Coding region: 1-327 (108 amino acids)
Source: RefSeq, a predicted model, not a curated record